UUAGGAUUGAGUUGAAACUUGAGAGGGGUGACGUGUAAAGGAUCCAGAUUCAGCGUCUUCCUCCUCCUUCCUCCGAUUCUUUCUCCUCCGAGUUCCGGCCAUGCCGGCACCGUAGCAGCCACACCAGAACGACAGACACCGCGAUAUCAAGCCCAUCAAUGGCGGAACCCGCGUGUGGAUCAUCACCCUCCACCACCAUGGACCCUCAAGCUCAAAUUCCCAACGCAAUUCCCUCAUCUUCAAACCCUACAAUCCAAUCCCCUUCUCCAAUCUCAAACUCCAACCUCGCCCAGCAACAACAACAACAAUCCCCUUCACUCCCUCAAAUCCCACAAGACCAGCUACAGCAGCCACAACAGCAACAACAGGCGCAGGGGCAAGCCAUGAAUAUGAACCCUAAUGUCUCCACCUUUCAACUCCACCAAACGCUUCAACGCUCGCCUUCCAUGUCGCGCCUCAACCAAAUUCAACCGCAGCAGCAGCAGCAGCAGUUCAGUGUCUCCAGGCAGCAGCCGGGACUCUAUGGCGGACAGAUGAACUUCGGUGGCUCUGCCUCCGCUCAGCAGCAGCAAUUAGGCGGCGGCGCCAAUCUGUCGCGGUCGUUGAUGGGGCAGAGCAGCCACUUCCCCAUGUUAUCCGGUGCCGGAGCACAGUUUAGCCUAUUGUCCUCGCCGAGGCAGAAAGGUGGGCUAGUCCAGUCCUCUCAAUUCUCUUCGGCUAAUUCUGCCGGACAACCACUGCAAAAUAUGCAAGCGAUUGGGAUGAUGGGGUCGCCGAAUCUCAGCUCCCAACUAAGAGCCGCUGGAGCCCUUGCUUAUGCUCAGCAGCUCCGGAUGACUCCGGGCCAAAUAAGGCAGCAACUAUCACAGCAGAGUUCGCUUAAUGGGCAGCAGGUUCAAGGUUUACCAAGGUCGUCGUCCCUUGCUUUUGUGAAUUCCCAGUUGUCUGGGUUGUCUCAAAACGGACAGCCUGCAAUGGUUCAUAAUUCUUUAACACAACAACAGUGGAUGAAGCAAAUGCCACCAAUGACUGGCCCUGCUUCACCAUUACGUCUUCAACAACAUCAGAGGCAGCAGCAGCUGGCUUCAUCUACUCAACUUCCACAAAGCUCUAUGACCCUGAGCCCACAGCAGUUGUCCCAGGUGAUGCAGCAACAGAAAUCAAUGGCACAGCCUCAGCUGCAUCAGCAGCAGCAGCAGCCGCCUCAGCAGCAGCAACAACUUAUACAACAGCAGCCACAACAACAAUCUCAACUACAAGCAUCUGUUCAUCAACAACAACAACAGCAAUCCCCGAGGAUACCAGGGCCCACAGGCCAAAAAACACUUAGUUUAACAGGAUCGCAGCCAGAUGCUACUGCAUCUGGAACUACUACACCAGGGGGAAGUUCAAGCCAAGGAACUGAAACAACAAACCAAGUCCUCGGGAAAAGAAAGAUACAGGAUUUAGUUGCACAGGUGGAUCCACAGGGUAAACUGGACCCUGAAGUUACAGAUCUUCUUUUAGAGCUUGCUGAUGACUUCAUUGAUUCUGCAACUACACAUGGUUGCGUUUUGGCGAAACAUAGAAAAUCAUCAACAUUGGAGUCCAAGGAUUUAUUGCUACACUUAGAAAAGAAUUGGGAUCUCACAAUUCCAGGAUAUUCAAGUGAAGAGAAGAAGUACCAGAGCAAACCUUUAAAUGACCUCCACAAGAAGCGCCUAGAAAUGCAGAUUUGCACAUUGAUGGAAUCGUCACACUCCGAAUCAAGCAUUAACAGUUCUAAAGAGAUGAGUAGGCAGGGCCUUCCUAACCCUGCGAGUGCCCACCACCUAGUAAGACCCUUGAGUUCGGAGCAGUUGGUUUCUCAUUCAACUGGUUCUCAAAUGCUUCAGCCGAUGACAAGGUUUUAAUGUGUCUGGUUCUGCUGCAAAGAUUCUUGGGUUCAUCAUUCUUUUUUUCCCCUGUAACAUAUCACUCUCCCCUCUUUUUAAGUCGUUGUCUAUUUAUAUCUGGUUACUGUUAGAACUAGUCAAUCUAGUCCAAGCGAUGUAUAAUUUACUGUAAUCAGUAUUUAUCUUUCUCAAUUUCAAAUUUGCAAUGAGAAAAUUACUGGAACCAUUUCUUAAGAUUUGAAUGCAAAAAACAUGUAUAUAUUUACUCCAUA
Messenger RNA from Lotus japonicus, 2146 nucleotides. Its product is annotated as transcription initiation factor TFIID subunit 12b. Gene Ontology annotation, molecular function: protein heterodimerization activity; TBP-class protein binding; DNA binding. Gene Ontology annotation, biological process: DNA-templated transcription initiation; RNA polymerase II preinitiation complex assembly. The coding region runs from base 159 to 1892 and encodes 577 amino acids. Lineage: Eukaryota; Viridiplantae; Streptophyta; Magnoliopsida; Fabales; Fabaceae. Gene Ontology annotation, cellular component: transcription factor TFIID complex; SLIK (SAGA-like) complex; SAGA complex. The record is from RefSeq and is a predicted model, not a curated record. The transcript is spliced from 8 exons.